Molecule: messenger RNA, 1215 nt
Organism: Lodderomyces jiufengensis
Lineage: Eukaryota; Fungi; Ascomycota; Pichiomycetes; Serinales; Debaryomycetaceae
Exons: 1
Coding region: 1-1215 (404 amino acids)
Biological process (GO): peroxisome organization
Cellular component (GO): peroxisomal membrane
Source: RefSeq, a predicted model, not a curated record
AUGCCUGAAUACGCUCAUCACCUACGAGCUUUAUUUGAACCAAGUGACACUAAAUUAUUAACUUCAUCUUCUACUACAAAACUACUAAUUGAAUCACCAACAUUAGUGACAGCUUUAUCUCAAAUAUUUCCUUAUUUAUUACUAAUAGAUGGGUUUUUGGAAACUAUAACUUGGACUAAUGAUGAUCAUUAUAAAAACUUUUUAAUCAUGACAAUAUAUUCUUGUUUGGUAAUGUAUUGGAGUCUAAUCAGUCAUUUUAUUAUACCAAUUCUAAUGGCAGUGUUUUUCGCAAAUAUUGUAUGGCUGAUUAGCUCAGUAAUAUAUGAUUCCAAGUAUGAUGAAAAACCUACAAUUGAAGAAGUGAUAUAUACCUUACAUAAUAUAACAAUCAGGUGUGAAAUGAUAUUAAGACCAAUCAAACAUUUACCAUUUACUUUCAAAAAUUUUACAAGAUUAUUCGUGGGUACUAUUUUGAUCACCCCAAUCCAUUUGUUACUUGUUAAAACUGUUUUACCUCCCCAAAAAUAUUUAUGGUUUGUUGGUUUAUUUAUAUUCACUUUUAAUAGUCCGUAUUCAUAUGCAAUUAGACAGUUAUUAUGGAGAUCAUUAUAUUUAAGAAUAGCAAUAGUUUAUAUAACGGGAUUAGAUAUAAAAGUUUCAAAGUACUCCAAUUCAACAGAAUUUACAGAAGUAUUUGAACAACCACAAAAUAGUCCUGCCACCACCAACACAACAAUAACAGAAUCAGGAAAUCAACAAAAUAAUUUGCCAACAUUGUCAAAUUUUAAAACACUUAGCAAAAAGAUGAUAUCACCAACUCAAUUAAAACAAACGGUAGUAUUUGAAAUUUUAGAGAAUGAAAGAAGAUGGUUAGGAAUUGGAUGGUCAACAUUAUUAUAUCCUAGUGAAAGAAGUAAUUUCUGUUAUAAUAAUACGUUUCAACCAGCUCCAAAUAUUUUACAAGAUCAAGAUAAUUUCCCAUUUCCUAUAUUUGAGAAUGAUGUUUAUGCUUAUCAAUGGGAAUGGACUGAUGAUUAUUGGAAAGUUGAUAAUGAAUUUAAUAAAGGUAAAGGUACAGAUGGUUGGGUUUAUUAUGAUAGUAAUUGGGAACAUCCGAGAUAUACUGAUGGUUUUAGUAAAUAUACAAGGUCAAGAAAAUGGAUAAGGAUUGCUUCUUUAGUAAUCGAUAAACACCAGACUGUAUAUGAUGAAUAG